UGUAAACAUUGUGAAGUCAUGGCUUGAAAUAAGCUGUGACCCAAUUACAAGUACAGGACAAAAAAAAGGUGGCAUGUGGUUAAGGAUUCUGCAACGAUACAACUUGAGGGGAUCAUACCGAGAAAGGAGUGUGAGGUCUCUACAGAGCCGUUGGGACAUUAUCAAGGCUGAAGUGGGGAAGUUCUCAUCCUUCUAUGCUGAUGUCAUUCGAGAGAAUCCUAGCGGGAUGUUGGAUGCCGAUAAGACCACUCAUGCAGCAGCUAAUUUUGCUGGUAUCCUCAAACACAACUUUGCGUACCUGCAUUAUUGGGAGAUCAUGAAGGAUGAGCCCAAAUGGCAGGAUCCAAAGCCCAGAGCCUUUGCAAAGUCAGCUGGAGGUGAUGGUUUUGGAGAGGACACCAUCAACCUUGGAGAUGACAAUUCUAGCCCUACUGGAUCAGCUGAGAAGAGGCCUAUGGGCAGGGAUUCAGCUAAAGCAGCCAAGAAGAAAGCAAAUUCUUCUAUGGGUUCAGCAUCAUUUUCGGAGUAUGCUUCGAGGAUGCAAGAUCUAUAUUUGCAAAAGAUUUCUAUCCUGCAAGAAGAAUCUGUGCGUAAAAAUGAUCGUUUCCAGCAGCUUGCCUUUAUAGAUGAGAAGCGCUUUGAGGAAAUGCGAAGCCACAAUCAAUCACUGUUACUCAUUAAGCAAGAAAAGAUUCGGAUCAUGCGUGAGAAGCAUGACAUGGACAAGGAAGAGAAGGAGAAGCGAGAGGAUGAAAUAUCCUUGGGAUUGAUCUUGAUGGUUGCACAUCAGCUCAGCGAUUAUAUUACGAAGCUCUUCAGGAAGAAAUUUUCGAAAAGAUUGCAGCUAGGCGCAGGAAGAGACAGGGCCCCUGAACCAUGGAUGGGAGAGGAAACCUUUUUUUUUUCAGCCAAUGUAACUUUAGUUGAGUGUGUAAUUCUGUUAUUUGUUGAGUGUGUAGUUCGGACAUUAUUUGAGUGUGGCACUGACCGCCGCUCCUUCUGCCUGGUCGCACUUUUCUCCGGCUAUCGGGACAGCGGAGUGACCGCCUAUGUUUACUCUUCAGACUCUGGUGUUUGGGUCCAUUCACUCAUGGAUCUUGCUCCUCCAGCUCGUAUUUCAGUCAUUCGUCAUCCGAGCUCCCUAGUUGGCAAUGCUAUUUACUGGUUGCUUAGUGGUGGCGAGAUCAUUCAGUUCGAUCUGGAGAGACAGAGCCUUGCCUUCAUCGAGCAGCCACCCCAUGAGGUUGUGGAAAGGCACAGCCGUAUGAUCCCCAGUUUCUGCCGUUGGAUCAUUCCGGCAGGGGAUGGCCGCGUGGGUCUUGCCGUUUUAUCUGAACGUAGCAUCCAAUUCUGGGAAAGGGAUGCAGAGCUCAGCGUGCUGCGGCAUGGGAGUUGUGCAAAACUGUUCAACUGGAAAGGGUUCUUCCACAAGAGCUGA
Panicum hallii is the source of this 1438-nucleotide messenger RNA. RefSeq lists its product as uncharacterized. Bases 74 to 1438 code for a protein of 454 amino acids. The transcript is spliced from 3 exons. NCBI's taxonomy places the organism in Eukaryota, Viridiplantae, Streptophyta, Magnoliopsida, Poales, Poaceae. The record is from RefSeq and is a predicted model, not a curated record.